CGUUGGGCGAGGGGCGAGGGUGUGUCGGCGGGCGCGAGGCGGGCAGCGGCAGAGGCAGGCGGGCGGGCGCGCGGUGAGGAGGAGGAGGGGGCGCUUCGGCGGCGGCCGCGGCGGCACCAACGGACGGGCAGGCGGACACCCAACAGGUGGAGGAGAAGGCGGCGGAGAGGCGGACGCAGCCGGCGGGGAUGCUGAGCGAAGCUGUGGAGAGCGGAGGAGGAGGAGGCGGCGGCGGAGGAGCCGUUACCGGCCCCGGGGAGAGCCCCGCGGGGGAGCCCGCGGCCGGCGUGGCCAAGCCCGCCCCGCCCGCGGCAGCCUUACCGGCGGCCCCCGCGGCGCGGAGCCAGGCGGCCAAGCGCGUCUUAGGUGAGGGGGCUGAGUGAGGAGGGCAGGGGCGGAGAGACCCUCUGAGGGAACCGUUUGCCCCGCGAGCACCUGAGGGAGGGGGAGGGGCCUGAGGGUGGGCGGGGCCAGCGCCGAGCUCUGGAGCGGGGGGAGGGGCGCGGGGGGCGGGGCGUCAUGGAUACUGGGGGGGGGGGGGAGCAGGUCCCCAAAAAAGUUGGGGCGAAAAAAGGCUUGGCAAAGUUUGUGGCAGGAGCAGGUUUUUAUAUUAAAAAAGUAUUUGGUCAGGCUCUGAGGUGUGGGGCAGGGGUGUGGCUUAAGAGGUUGGGGGCGGGGCUAGUGGAGCAGGUGCCCAAGGUUUUUUUUGGGGGGGUGGGACCCCACUAAAUUGGCAAAGUUUGUAGCAGGAGAGCCUUAGAGAAAAGUGUUUUAGAGAAACUCAGGAUCUGAAGUGUGAGGCAGGGGUGUGGCUUAAGAGAUUGGGGGCGGGGCUAGUGAGGCAGGUGCCCAAGGGUUUUUUCUGGGGGGGGGGGAUCCCAUUAACUUUGCAAAGUUUGUAGGAACACUUUUUUAAUGAAAAAAGUGCUUUAGAGAAGCUGGACUCUCAGGUGUGGGGCAGGGGGUGUGGCUUAAGAGGUUGGGGGCGGGGCUAGUGAGGCAGGUGCCCAAGGGUUUUUUUCUGGGGGGCGGACCCCACUAACUUGGCAAAGUUUGUAGCAGGAGAGCUUUAGAGAAACUCAUGCUCUGAAGUGUGGGGCAGGGGUGUGGCUUAAGAGGCUAGGGGUGGGGCAGGUGCCCACGGGUUUUUUCUGGGGGGGGGAUCCCAUUAACUUCGCAAAGUUUGUAGGAACACUUUUUUAAUGAAAAAAGUGCUUUAGAGAAGCUGGACUCUCAGGUGUGGGGCAGGGGGGGUGGCUAAAGAGGUUGUGGGCGGUGUCACUUGGACAGAGGCGGGACUAUGAGGCAGGGAGGUUGAAGGCUGGUCCCCAAAAAGAUUGUGGCGAAAAAACACUUGGCAAAGUUUGUGGCAGGAGCAGUUUUUUAUAUUAAAAAAGUGCUUAUUCGGUCAGGAUUUGAUGUGUGGGACAGGGGUGUGGCUUAAGAGAUUGGGGGCGGGGCUAGUGGGGCAGGUGCCCAAGCUUUUUUUGGGGGGGGGACCCCACUAACUUGGCGAAGUUUCUAGGAACACUUUUUUUAAUGAAAAAAGUGCUUUAGAGAAGCUGGACUCUCAGGUGUGGGGUAAGUGGUGUGGCUUGAGGGAUUGUGGGCGGGGUCACUUGGGCAGAGGCGGGCCUGGGAGGUGGGAGCCACGUCCCCAAAACGUUAUAGCUUUUUGGGGGAGCAGGGAAAGCAACUUGACAAAGUUUGCAUUAGGAGCACUUUUUAAAAUGAAAAGAGCUAUAUAGGUCAGGCUUGAGGUAAGGGGCAGUGCUGUGGCAAAAACCACUAACUGCCCUAAAUUUGUGAUAGCAGCACUUUUUUUACUAAAAAAAAGCGAAGACUAAAUUAUAGCAGACCAGGCUUUCGAGGUCCUGGGAACAGAGAACAUCUUAAGGGUCUGUGAGCAGAGUCAUUUGGGUGCGGAGAAGGGCUAGGCAAUGGGGGCCACCCCACCCCCCAGGGGUUGUGGCUCAUUUGACAAAAACACUAAGUUGGCUAAGUUUACUUUGGGAGCCUUUAAAACAAACUUUGAGGUGUGGAGCAGGGGGGUAACUUAAGGGCUUGUGGGCGGGGCAGGAGGGCAAGACACCAGAGAGGGUGGGGGCCAUUCCCCCAAGGGAUUGGGGCUUAAUUGGCUAGAUCCUUAAUUGGCUAACUUUGUUGCUCUAGUUCAGCGGUUCCCAAACUUACAAUAAUAGUGCACCCCUUUUGAGAGUUUUAGUCUUACCAGCAUACUAUUUCUUGGGCAGAAAUAAUUUGGGAAAAGUUUUAAUUAAUACCACUUUCCAUGUACCCAUGGGCGUAGCCAGGCUUUGUGGGUGGGUGGGGGCGGAACUAUCUGUGACACGAUUGGUCAGCUAAGCGUUUUUUCCUCUUGCUUGGGGUGGGCAACUGCCCCCCUGCGCCCGCUCCCCAUUAUGCCCAUGCGUGUGCCUGGUUCCUUUAAGAGGGAAAGGACCUCACCACACAUGCCACCUUGAGCUCAUUGAAAGUGGGAUGUAAAUGCAAGAGUUAAUUAAUUUUAAUUAGAAGAUAUUAGGGUUUGAAUCUGGGACCGGUGUGCAAUGCAUGUUGCCCAUUGGUGAAGCUAUGGCUCCUCCCUUGCUUUGACCCUUUUGGCUUGGAAAUAGUUUAAACUCUGCCACCUCUCUCACAUCCCCCAAUCAUAAAGAGAUGCCUGAAUGGUGUGCUGUAGCCUUUUUCAGGAUAAGCACUUAUGUAGGUAGGAUGCUCAGAAGUGUUCCUGGUUUGGGGCUGGUGAGGGGGCGUGUCUAGGGUUCCAUGGGAGAAAUGGAUAUGGGGCUGUUUGCUUCAGAGUAAAGGUGUUGUUUUUGCUUAAAUUACCUGGCCUUAUAGAGAGCUAAAACCCCCCAUUAGUUUACUUUUAUUGUUAAAUCUCCGGGUGUCAUACAUGUUUCUUCCCCUCCUCAUUUAAUCCUCACAACAAGCCUGUGAGGUAGGUUAGGUUGAGAGGCAGUGUCUGAACCAAGGUUACCCAAUGAGCUUCAUAGCUGGGGAUUUCGAACCCUGGUUUCCCAGGUACUGGUUUGACAUUCUAACCACUAUGCCACAUGGCUAGACCUCUGGCAGUUGAAACUGAUGCAAAUGAAGUUGGAGCCAUGAGAAUUCUGCCUCCUGAAAGUCUAUUGAGGGACUUGACCACCAACUUAAAAGUGUGUACUGCUUCUUUAAAGCCUAGAGAAGCUGGGGCUGUAUAUUGCCAAGCUAGGUGUCUACUAGAUUCUGUUUUAAAACAUUUCUAUGCCGCCCUCUUUAAACUCACAACCCCGCCCCAAGGUCAUACAACAAAGAAGUAUGUAAUAACUGCGUAGUUGUAGAGGGUUGAAAUAAAAAUUAGCUAGCCUUAGGGGCAAAUCUUAGCUUGUUUUGGAACUCCUGACCUGAACCCAGACUCUUAAUGCGUGCAGAGUAGUACUGGGGUAUGGAAGUGGCUUGGAGGUGUGCUUAGAAGGGAAAGAUGUUUCACCAGGUGGGUAGAAGUGUAUCUGCCACUCAACAUGUGAAUUUUCUUUCUUUCUUGCCAACGACUUGCAGCCACCCAGGUACAGGGCACUGUGAAAUGGUUCAACGUCCGCAAUGGCUAUGGAUUUAUAAACAGGUGAGCCUCCCUUGUUUACCUCCCCAAAGGCUCGGAAGAUGCAUGAAACUCUGGGGCCUUUUAUUUUACAUGCUUAUGAAUUUUUAAAUUUGAUUUACGUUCCAUCCUUCCCCCCUAAGAAGGAACAGGCUUGGUUGCAACGGGCUCUUCAUCUCGGGAGGUCAGAAGCAGCUGGAGUUCUGUCAACUCCUGAUCAACAAAAUACAAAACUUUGAGUUUUACAACCACACUUUUAAGGAAGACAACUCUACUGUAGUUGAAUCUAUUGAAAUGUAUUGACUUAAAUAAUAAAUGGACAAUGAUUACAUAAAAAAGAACCCUGCUGGAUCAGACCAGUGGCCCAUCUGGUCCAGCAUCCCAUUCUUCUAGAUGCCUAUCGGAAGGCUGCAAGCAGGACCUGAGUACAGUAGCAUUCAAGAAAGUCCCCUUCAGUAGAUUCCCACUACGAUGGCUGAUGGCAAAAAAGGGAAAUGUAAAGGAGGCCAGGCUUGACUAGUAGCAGGGCCGUCUUAUCCAUAGGUGCUAGGGGUGCGGGGCGCCGGGCUCUCAAGGGCGCCAGGCUGAGAGUCUGGGUCCUGAGAGUUGAGUCCGGGGAAGAGCCCGCCCAUCGGUCGGAGUGCCGUGACGGGCUCUUCUGCUGCAGGCGGCUCUGUACUGCAAGUUCGGGGGUGACCAAGCCAGUGAGACGCUGAGGCGGCCGGCCAGCUCUGCCCUCCUGUGCGCCUGGGACUGGGAACCGGGGCGGGGGGGGCGCCGGGCGGCUCUUUGCACCUCGGCGCCACAUAUGCUUAAGACAGCCUUGACUAGUAGCUAUAUCUUCAGUUCGUUUUGCAUGUUGGCUGUGAAUUAGCAAUGAAGAGAACUGCACUUCAAUGAAAUGAACUUUCUCUUAGGUGAACUGAGCCUGAAAUUAAGCCUAGCGCCACAAAACAGAGCUGCUUCUCAGUUCCUUAAUUUCUCUUAGAGAGCCUCUGAGUCACAGGAGCAAAGACUAAUCCAGAAAUUGCCAGCUGGUCUGCUCUUUUGCAGAAAAAUUCUUGUGCCCCACCCAAGAUAACUCUAGUGAAAGACUUGAGCAUACCUGAGCAAGAUUUCCAGUACAUCUUUGUAGAACUAAUGUACUGAAACACAAGAACUUCUUAACAGGUCUAUAUGUGCAUGCUCGGAAGAAGCUUCCUUGGACCUUUGUGCAUUUGACUGAAUCCCCUUACAAAUAGAAUACUGUUUGCUCGUGUGUGAUUUUAGAAAUCUGGGCUGCUUGGUUGGACUACUAAUCUGUUAGACGCCAGUGUGUGGCUUGGCUAAUACAAACAGGUGAUUAAGCCAACAAGCAGAGCUGUGACACUCCCAGCUAGCCAGCCAAGGACUUGGGAUGUUUAUCCAUGCUGUAUGUUGGUACUAUGAUGCCCUCUUUGGGUGGCUGUAUGUAAAUGGAAUUGGCUAUGCUAGCAGAAAGCCACUGUUCAUACUAAUAGCAUGGAUUUCUGGUGAAGGUGAUAGAGCAGAGAGCUAGAAGCUUUCAGAUGGGGUGUGUGUGUGUGUGUGUGUGUGUGUGUGUGUGUGUGUAUGUACAGCAGUGCUUAAAUGAGACCUGUUGUCAGACUGGGAAUUUCUAUAUUCUGAAUUUCAAACUUCUCAUAAUAUACAGUAGAAACUUAGAUAGCUAUCACAUGCAUCAUCACUUGAUCAGUUAUGGAAGCAUAAUAAGGAAGUGUGCAUGCACACGAAAGCUCAUACCAAUAACAAACUUAGUUGGUCUCUAAGGUGCUACUGGAAGGAUUUUUUUGUUUUGUUUCAACUACGGCAGACCAACACUUACCUGUAACUGAUCAGUUAUAGUUCUCCUUUUAUGCUUGUGGAAAACAAUGCCUGUGACUCAUUUCUCUCAGCUUCCUCAGACUAGGUUAGCUGGGUGCCUGUCCCAGUUGAAGAGGUACCAAGUGGGUAUGGUGGUAGUGACCGUGACCAUAGGCUGGUAUAGGAGUAGACACGUUAAAGUUGUGUUGUGGGCGCUGGGCACGUUACUCAAAUUGCAGCAGGGUCAGGUGGGGUAUUACCCCCCACAAGCCUUUUGUUACUUCCCUGCCUCCAAGCUGUGGAAGAUGGGAUCUGGCUAAAAUUGGGAGAGGAUUGUAGAACUCAUACCUCCCCACUCCCUAAUUUGGGCCCUCAUUUGGCAUACACGAAAUCCAGAACUCUCACCCUCCGCAUAUUCUGAGCUUUGUCUCCCUCUCCUUCCCUCAAUACAGGAAUGAUACCAAGGAGGAUGUGUUUGUGCACCAGGUAAGAAACGCACUAAAGUUCAUUCUCUUUGCCCUCUUCUCUGUUAUGCUGUAGGCUUGUGUCUUAAUCACAAGCUCAUUCUAUGUGGUAAAUAAGUUGGCAAACAGAAAUCUGAAUUACGGUGCUCUGCUGGAUUUCCUAGAGGAAAUUUCCUAGAUGUGGAAAUCAUUGUUUGAAUUAACGAGAGACCCCCUAAAUCCUUCUCUUUAGAUGAUCAGAUGUCCAUUAGAUAGGCACUAAGCUUUAAGGAUGCAAAGCUUGUAUUACUGAACUGGAUGGGUAACUUAUUAAACAAAUGUGCAACUCUUUUGUAGAUUAGGAGCUACCUCUUUUAAGGUAGGUUAGCAUUGCCAUCCAGAUAAAGCUUUAGAAUAACUUCAGUUGCUACAAGUUAUUAUUCCUGUAAACCACAAGCAACAUGGUUCUUCUUGGACUACUCUGUCUAUCUACAUGGUUUGGAGAAUGUUCUAUUCUUAAAACUUGCAUCAGUAGCCAAAUAAGCCUGCAUUCCUAAUUGCUGGUCAUUAUAAAAGAACAUUAAAAAGAGCUAUCUCCAAUUGUUUGAGAGUUUGUUAAUUCAGUUAGCGUAUAGUUCUUGUGCAUUAUCUGUAAAGGUUUGAUGGGAAUAAGGUAUUUGCUUUCUUCCCCACUCCUCAAGGAAGAGCGAUUCUGCGUCCCAGAAACUUGGUGCAGCCAAAAUGGUUUGUUGUUGGUGCUUACAAAAGGGUUUAACUUGGGAAUUGGUAGAAACUUGAGAAUGUAGCAUGAGUUACAUCGCCUUCCCGAAAAGUUCAUGUUGUCUUCUUUGCACUUUACUAGACAGCAAUUAAGAGGAACAACCCCCGUAAAUUCCUCCGAAGUGUGGGAGACGGGGAAACGGUGGAGUUUGAUGUUGUGGAAGGAGAGAAGGUAAGAGGACUGUGGCGCUAGCCUUCCAGCCGUUGAAGACUGCGAUGGAAGAGUCUCUCCCCACUCCUUUUGUUCCUUGUUUUCUUUUGCAGGGGGCUGAGGCGGCCAAUGUGACUGGCCCAGGCGGUGUUCCUGUGAAGGGCAGCCGCUAUGCUCCCAACCGCCGCCGCUUCCGCAGGUUCAUCCCCAGGCCCCGGCAGGCCCAACAGCCACAGGAUGCCACCCGAACAGAAGGGGCCGCAGAGACGGUCAGCGAGGGGGAGAGGGCUGAUGAUGCUAUACAGCAGCGCCCCCGAAGGAGGCGCCCCCCACCAUUUUUCUUCCGCCGGAGAUUUGUGCGGGGGCCUAGGGCUCAAGCCCAGCAGCAGCAGGCCCAGCCAGCAGAAGUGAGUCCUCUGUGGGGCUGGAAUUCGCUAGAGAACCUGCUGAGAGGUGGGAGAAGCAGAGUAUCUAGUCUUUUUCCAGCCAUUGUGGGAGUAACACUUUGCGAUCUCUCACUCACACACAGAACACAGCCCUACACAUAAGUGAAUUUGUACAGAACUUCAUUGUGGCAAAUGGCCUUCACCACUGAGCCAUGAUCUUCUUUGGCGAUCACUUGUAGCUGAGUAAGAUGGGCUUCCCUGAACACACUCUUAACAGUGGCUGUGGAGGCCAGUUCUGGAUCCACACGUCCUUCCACAGUUGGGAUAUAGGUUUCCGGUGGGAGUUGAUCACGGUGAGGGUUUGCCAAGCGUGCCUUCCUCUUAGCACAUUUCUCCCUUUCAUCCUGAAUUUGAGUGUCUUCAAAGCCCAUGACACCUUUUGUAAAGGUUGUUCUCCAAUUGGAGCGCUCACUGGCUAGUGUUUCCCAGUUGUCAGUGUUCAUAAUAAUAAUAAUAAUAAUAAAGAUUUGGCUUGAGAGUCUUUGAACCUCUUUUGUUGACCACCAGCAUUACGCUUUCCAUUUUUAAGUUUAGAAUAGAGUAGUUGCUUUGGAAGACGAUAAUCAGACAUCUGAACAUGACCAGUCCAGUAAAGUUGAUGUUGAAGUAUCAUUGCUUCGACACUGGUGGUCUUUGCUUCUUCCAGUACCCUGGCAUUAGUUCACCUGCCAUCCUUUGCUGUAGGUGUAUUGUACCAAUGGUUCUAAGUGGCUCUUCUGGCCUUGGGGUAAGAGCAGUUUGGGAUAAUACCCUGAGGAACUGAAGGCAUUGUGAUAUUUCUCCCUCAGGGCAGUGAAAGCACAGAACCCAAAGAUGCCACCCAGCCUGAGGGAGACCAGCAACAGCAGAUCCAGGCUGGUGAGAGAGCCCCAGCCCCUCGCUUCCGUCCCAGAUACCGCAGGUAAAGCUGCAGGCAGCACCGUCAUGUCUGUGACUUCAACCAGUAAGACCAAGGGUGGUAUUUCAGUUACAAACCAUCUUUCCCUUCACAACAUCCCUUCUGGGGACCUAUAUCCACAUGAUCAAAGCAAAGAGUAGGGUUAUUUAGGCAGGUGUCCCCUUCGUAUGCUGUUCACAUGCUUGAUGUACAAGAGAACUUUCCCUACUCUUUAAGGAACAGCGUAGUGUUUAAAGGAAUAAGGGAAGUACAGUCGUACCUUGGAAGUCAAACGGAAUCCAUUCUGGAAGUCCGUUGCAAAAUGUUCGGAAACCAAAGCGGAGCUUCUGAUUGGCUACAGGAAGCUCCUGUAGCCAAUCGGAAGCCCCAUCGGAUGUUCGGCUUCCAAAAAUAGUUUGCAAACCAGAACAGUUUGCGGCCUUCGGGAGCCAAAACGUUUCAGAACUAAGCUUCUUUGAAAACCAAGGUACGACUGUAUAUGGCAGCUCCUCUGCUUUUCCAGGAUAGAAACGACAGCUCUCUGCAAGGUGCAUUUUUGAAAGGGAUGAGAAAGGGUCUACUCUGCUAAUAUCUCAUAAACAGUUUCAAGAGGAGAUGCAUAUUCUGCUUUGAAAUCUGCAGCCUCUUCCAAUUGCUUUUCUCCCCCACCUCCCAUUUGAGGAGCUACUGUUUACAAGGAGUUUGCUAUUUAAGUUCUUAAUCCGUGUUGCUAAAUAACCUCCUGCUUCCUUUCAGUCAUUAAGUCUUUAACGUUUUCAUUAUAUUCUUUAUAUCCUGCCCUUUGUCCCAGAAGGCUAACCACUUAAAACAAUACGUUAAUUAUAAAAAACUUUUAAACCACAAACUGAUCUUCAUCAGCUGCCAAGGAGUGUGGUGGAGUCUCCUUCUUUGGAGGUCUUUAAGCAGAGGCUUGACAACCAUAUGUCAGGAGUGCUCUGAUGGUGUUUCCUGCUUGGCAGGGGGUUGGACUCGAUGGCCCUUGUGGUCUCUUCCAACUCUAUGAUUCUAUGAAUAAAAGCAGCAGCAGGUAAUACAGCCCUGAGACCAACCAUACUCCAAAGACCUGAACGCACAGGUGAGUUUUCAAAUUAUGCCUGAACAUAGCCAGGGUGAGGGGCGACCUGAUUUCAUCUGGGAGGAGGCAGUGGCUCCAUAAGCAGAGUGUGACUAUCCUUUGCUUUUCCAGACCUUUCCGCCCCCGCCCACCACAGCAGCCCACCACUGAGGGAGGAGAUGGCGAGACAAAGGCGGCACAAGCCCCAGCGGACGGCAUCCGUCCUGAGCCCCAGCGCCAGCGCAACCGACCUUACUUCCAGCGCAGGCGCCAGCAAACAGCUGCCGCCCGCCAGACUGCAACUGAGGUGAGAUCCAGGGACUACUGAUUGAUCCUACUGAUGGAUAGGAUGGGAUCUCUGGCCAUCAAUACCAGCCUCUGUUCUUCCGUCUCAGUCACUUUGGAAGCUCUAGAACAUGGCCUUGUUUAGUGCAUUUGUUAAAAGUUCAAUGGCUGAGAUAGACGGGAAGCCUUAUCUAUUUAUUUUUGUAUUUCUUUGCUACCUUUUUUGUUUGUUUCAGAGAGUUAGCAACUCCCAAAGCAGCUCACAUCAGUUAAAAAUAAAGGCAUCCCCUGGUGAAACAUAAUCUAAAGAGAUUUUACUUUUUGUGUUUUUUGCUUUUUGGAAUAAUAAAAUAUGUUUAAAUUUAAAAAAUAAUAAUCUAAAGAGAGUGGGUUCUUUAUCUUAACCCAAGUGUUCAUCAAAUGCUCUGAGCAGGAGGAACCUUGCUCACCAAAGCUCUCCAGAUAAUUCUGCAACCAUUGGCUUAAAAGAUGUACAAAGCAAUAUGUUCUGUACACUGUAAACAUGGGUUAAACUUCUUAAGGCAGUGGGGUUUGAAACUGGCUAAUUAUAGUCUUCUCUCCUAAAUGGAAGUAGAAGUAAUUUGAAAAGAGGUAAAAUAUAGCCAGUGCUUACUUACAAAUUUAUUUGACCCAACUGUGGGAUAUUACAAAGCAGGGAGGCAAAACGAAUCUCCUUCACUUCCAACUCCCUCUCUUUCUCCUUUUUUACUGGGGUGGGGAGGUGCCCCUGUCGUCUGCUUUAUUUAUACCCAUGGCUCCUAUGCUCAACCCUCGCAAGAAAUGUAAACAAUGCAAACAGGGUUCUGCUAAAGAAAGAAAACUCUCUUGGCUCCCAGUACGUUUCUGAGCACAAUUAAAAGUGUUGGUGUUGACCUUUAAAGCCCUAAACGGCCUCGGCCCAGCAGACCUGAAAGAGCGUCUCCACCCCCAUCGUUCGGCCCAGACGCUGAGGUCCAGCGCCAAGGGCCUUCUGGCGGUUCCCUCAUUGCGAGAGGCAAAGCUACAGGGAACCAGACAGAGGGCCUUCUCGGUAGUGGCACCCGCCCUGUGGAAUGCCCUCCCAUCAGAUGUCAAAGCGAUAAACAACUACCUGACAUUCGGAAGACAUCUUAAGGCAGCCCUGUUCAGGGAAGUUUUUAAUGUGUGACAUUUUAGUGUAUUUUGGUCUCUUGGAAGCCACCCAGAGUGGCUGGGGAAACCCAGCCAGAUGGGCGGGGUACAAAUAAUCAAUUAUUAUUAUUAUUAUUAUUAUUAUUAUUAUUAUUAUUAUUAUCAUUAUCUCUGCCUUGCUGACAUGGCAUAGCUGCCUUGUUCUUUCUCAGUAUCCAAAUCUCCCACUCACUGUUCAGAAGGGCUGUGCGAUGGGCAAGCUUUUGUGCCUUACUUUGACAUAGGUGAGGGGCAUCCGUAAACUGAGCUAGGUUUCUGUAGAUCUUGAGGAACUGCACACUCUGCAUGCACAUUCAACUACCGAACAUAAAAAUGGCCUGCGUGUCAAUGCCAAUCUCUAUUCAGAAACCUAACCCCGCUUUUUUUCCUGCCUAAGGCUACCACAGCUACCAAAGAGCAGCCUGCUCCGAGCUCUGCUGCUGCUGGUGGAGACACCCCUGCCACUAGCACACCUGCGAUGGCUCAAGAAGCAGUGGUGGAAGCCAGCAAGCCUGCUUCCCCAGCCCAGGAGAGUCCCUCCCAGCCGCUGCCGGAGAUCCAGCAACAGCUUGUGGAUGUAAGUAGAUGCUGGCAGUGAAAGGCCCUUAGUUCCCUUAGAGUCCUCCGUUCCCAGGACAAAUUCACAGAAGCAAGCAAGCCCUGUUCUAACCAGAGAUGUUCCUGGACAGGGGCUGCAGGGAGUUGCAGUUCUACAGCAUGUGGGGAGAGGGCAUAGGUUUUGCCUCUCCCUGUUGUAAACCAAGGUGCAUGAAUUCUGGUUGACGCAGGCUGCAUCUUCUGUCAGUACAGUGGUACCUCUGGUUACAUACUUAAUUCGUUCUGGAGGUCCGUUCUUAACCUGAAAUUGUUCUUAACCUGAAGCACCACUUUAGCUAAUGGGGCCUCCUGCUGCUGCUGUGCCGCCACGCAAUUUCUGUUCUUAUCCUGAAGCAAAGUUCUUAACCUGAGGUACUAUUUCUGGGUUAGCGGAGUCUGUAACCUGAAGUGUAUGUAACCCGAGUUACCACUGUAUAUGGAACCUGGAAUGCUACGCUGCAUAUGGCUAAGACCAUGGGUAGGCAAACUAAGGCCUGUGGGCCGGAUCCGGCCCAAUCGCCUUCUAAAUCUGGCCUGUGGACGGUCCAGGAAUCAGCAUGUUUCUACAUGAGUAGAAUGUGCCCUUUUAUUUAAAAUGCAUCUCUGGGUUAUUUGUGGGGCAUAGGGAUUCUUUUUUCCUUUUUUCUUCAAAAUAUAGUCUGGCCCCCCACAAAGUCUGAGGGACAGUGGACCGGCCCCCUGCUGAAAAAGUUUGCUGACCCCUGGCUAAGAGCCAUUAUGUCUUUCUGGCCCUCUGUCAUGUUUUCCUUUGCCACACGGUGUCCUCCGUGAGUUAACUUCAGAGACGCAAAGUUAUUAGUACAGAAAGGGACCGGCUUGUCAACAGGGCUAAUUUUUUCUUUGCAGAUCUCAACACCUGAGCCUGGGGGAGAGCUGGCCCCAGCCCUACUGGCGUGAUGAACCUGCACACGGUGAGGGGAUGCCAAGAGCUGUGAUCUGGUAAGGGCGCCUGGGCAGGAAUGCUAAAACUGAACAGAGAUGUUGUUGAUUUAUUACAUUUGUAUUGUGCCAUCUGAGGCGCCCAGGCAGUGCAUAAGUGGUCUUCCCUCCCCAUUUUAUCCUCACAGCAACCCUGUGAGGUGGGUUAGCCAGAGGAAUUGGCUCAAGCCCUGCUAAUAGCUGGAUGAGACUUAAAAGGUUAGCAGUCUAAGAUUUCCAAAUUUGAUGCACUUGUGUGCCUUACAUCUGCGAGGAAACAGUCUGAAUGGAAACUUCUAAAUCCCUGAAGCAAGCUAGUUUUUCUUCCCCUUCCUUUGGGUUCCCCUACUGUUGUGACAUAGUGCUUCACUGGGCAUAUGAUUUCAGAAGUGAAGAAUAAGAUGUGCUGGGCCCGAUCUCUGGUUUUCAGCCUCUUCUGAAAGGGAGCUUUUUAGCAUUUAAGAGCUGCAUGGCAAAAGAAGUCACACCUCCUGAAUUAAUUCAAAGCUCUCAAAGGCACAAGAGGAUGCUUUGAGAGGCUUGAGGGGUUAUCUCUGAGAAGAGGGAUUAACACUUCUUGCUGAAAAUUCAGACUGACUUUUGUUUCUCACCAUAAACUACAAUUUUCAAGGUUUUCUUGUGGGAAACAUUUAUGCUUGAAACUUGCAUUCCUGCAUUGGCUCCCAGUACAUUUCUGAGCACAAUUCAAAGUGUUGGUGCAGACCUUUAAAGCCAUAAAUGGUCUCAAAGGCCCAGUAGACCUGAAGGAGCGUCUCCACCCCCAUCGUUCAGCCCGGACACUGAGGUCCAGUGCUGAGGGCCUUCUGGCCGUUCCCUCAUUGUGAGAAGCAAAGCUACAGGGAACCAGGCAGAGGGCCUUCUCGGUGGUGGCACCCACACUGUGGAACGCCCUCCCACCAGAUGUCAAAGAGAAAAACAACUACCUGACAUUCAGAAGACAUCUUAAGGCAGCCCUGUUCAGGGAAGUUUUUAAUGUGUGACAUCUUAGUGUAUUUUUGGUCUUUGUGGAAGCCACCCAGAGUGGCUGGGGAAGCCCAGCCAGAUGGGCGGGGUACAAAUAAAAUUAUUAUUAUUAUGCCCCCAUAACUUCUGUAUUUCUGCUAGAGCUUGGUAUUUACCUUGUGGGAAUAGCAGCCCUAUGUCCUAUUCUGCAAAUGCAUCCCCACAACUUCUGCUCCCUGAAGGCUGCUGCUUCCAGCUUCUCCUUCUGCCUCUGACCACAUCUUUCCCCCUCCACAGGUGUCCUCAAUGUGCCUACAACCCAAGUUACCUCAUCCUGCACUUGAAGAGACCCCAAACUUCACCAAUACCCCCUUUGCUGCUGUUGAAGCCCUGAAUGUGAAAAAAAAAAAUAGUAAACCCGAGGGGGGGGAAUUUGACCAAAAAGAUAACUCGCUUUGCUUUAAAAACCUUCUGAGGGGUUUGUCUUCCCUCUCCCACAGCUUUGCCAGUUUGAGAAAAAUAAACUGGCUGUUGAAUCUUCAGUUAACUUUUUUCUCCCCCAUUGUUGAAGAACACCCUGUGUGAACCAUUGUGUGCAGUUUGGGCGUCAGUAAAAAGAAAAAUUGCACAGAC
Messenger RNA from Podarcis lilfordi (Lilford's wall lizard), 13778 nucleotides. The record is from the annotation of a GenBank genome assembly. NCBI's taxonomy places the organism in Eukaryota, Metazoa, Chordata, Lepidosauria, Squamata, Lacertidae.